AAUGAGCUGCAGAGAGUUGCGCUCACCUCUCAGAGCAGAGUCCCAGCCAAGCCCAGGAGCGGAGAGAGAGGAAGGACAAGUUUUCCAAAUGGAUUUCUUUCGUGGAGUCAAACCAUUAUUAUUUUCAUAUGUACUCAUUAACGGCAUAUUAAUUACAUUACAGACUAAAGAAGAGGUGCUUUUGGAUAUGAAGGCAACAGGAGGUGAACUGGGCUGGUUGACAUGGCCCGUAGAUCAGGGAGACAAGCCCGGGUGGGAGGUCGUCCAGAGGACCCUGAACGGCUCUCAGUUCUAUACCUACUCCGUCUGCAAUGUUGGGGAACGUGAGCAGGACAACUGGCUGCGCACAACCUUCAUCCAGCGGCGUCCAUCGGCUUCGCGGGUUUUUGUUGAACUCCAGUUUAUUGUACGCGACUGCAACUCUUUUGAUGGCACCUCGCUGACCUGCAAGGAAACCUUCAACCUCUUCACGUCUGAGUCAGACGCAGACGUGGGCACUACCUUCCGCAAGGGCCAGUUUAAGAAAGUGGCCACCAUAGCGCCUGACGAGAUCACCAGCAAAAAUGAACUGCGCAUCAACACUGAGACGCGAGUGGUGGAGAACUUGUCUCGAAAAGGCUUCUACUUGGCUUUUCAAGACAUCGGAGCCUGCGUCGCUCUUCUCUCUGUCAGGGUCUACUACAAAAGUUGCCCAGCCACAGUGCAGAGCCUUGCGUCGUUCCCUGAGACUGUGGCCGGAGGUGAGAACCAGGCGCUGAGGGAAGUAAGCGGGGUGUGCGUGAAUAACGCCGUCAGCGAGGAGUUGCCUCGCAUCUACUGCACUGUGGAUGGCGAGUGGGUGGUACCAGUUGGACAGUGCCAGUGCAAACCAGGCUAUGAAGAAGUUAAAGACGCGUGUCAAGAAUGUCAGCCUGGCUUCUUCAAAGCCACAGCAUCCGCUGACAAGUGUGAGCCAUGUCCUGCUAACACCCAGAGGCUGGAUUCUGGGGCUUUGUUUUGUCCCUGCAUGGAUGACUUCUACCGGGCCCCAACUGACCCCCCUACUGGACCCUGCUCAGGCCUCCCCUCUGCCCCACGAGACCUUGUGGCCACCACCACCCAGCUCUCUGCAGGAAAACUCCUCCUCUCUUGGAGCCCGCCUGAAGACACCGGAGGUCGAGCCGACAUCACCUACAGCAUUGAUUGCCAGCGCUGCGAGGGCAUUGUGUGCCAGACCUGUGGAGAGAAAAUUCGCUAUGAGCCAGCCAGCGCGGGCCUGACUGACACCAAGGUUUCAGUGAGCGAGUUGGACGCUCACCUCAACUACACCUUCACAGUGGAGGCACAUAGCGGUGUGUCGCUGUUCGCUAGUCAGGCAGCGCCCCGGGCUAAUAGACCACCAUCCACCAGUGCUCUGACUACAUCUCUGCACUACACAGAUCCCCCCAAGAUUACCACGAUGCGACUGGUUGAGAGGACCACCACCAGCUUGUCCCUUUCCUGGGACAUAUCCCCCCGACCACGAGUCCAGCCACAGCCCAUACGCUAUGAACUUACCUACCGCAAGAAGGAUGAUAACCUGGAUGUGACUACCUACAUCGUGCUCAUACUUGAGAAGAAUUUUGUACAGAUCCACAAUCUGGCCCCGGGCACAGCCUACCUGUUCAGGGUGCAGGCCCUCAGCAGCGAUGGUAGCCCUGGAGGCUCUAGCAUGGAGGAACAGUUUGAGACCUUGCCUGAAGAACUCCUUACUCAAAAUAACACAGCAGUCAUCUUCGGCGCAGCAGUUGGAGGAGCGGCCAUGUUGUUCAUAGUCGUUGUGGUCCUGUUCCUACGCAGACGGAAAAGAAACUCACACACCAGACAAGGACCAGAGGACACCUACUUCUCCAGCUCAGAGCAACUGAAACCUCUGAAGACCUACGUAGAUCCACAUACAUACGAGGACCCCAACACAGCCAUCAUGAAGUUUGCAACUGAAAUCCACCCCAGCCACAUAACCAAACAGAAAGUCAUUGGAGCUGGGGAGUUCGGUGAGGUGUACCGCGGUAUUCUGAAGGUGCCGGGGAGGAAAGAGGUGGCGGUGGCUAUCAAGACGUUGAAGCCGGGCUACACAGAGAAACAGAGGCAGGACUUUCUAAGUGAGGCCUCCAUCAUGGGACAGUUUUCCCACCAGAACAUCAUUCGACUGGAGGGUGUGGUCACCAAAUGUAAGGACUUCUUCAAACAUGCCAUGAUUGUGACUGAAUACAUGGAGAAUGGAGCACUGGACAGGUACCUAAGGGACCACGAUGGAGAGUUUGCCUCCUUUCAGCUGGUGGGCAUGCUGCGUGGCAUUGCUGCAGGCAUGAAGUACCUCUCUGAUAUGAGCUACGUCCACCGCGACCUAGCUGCCCGCAACAUCCUUGUCAACAACACCCUGGAGUGUAAAGUGUCAGACUUCGGCCUCUCCAGGGUGCUAGAGGACGACCCUGAGGGGACAUACACAACAAGUGGAGGUAAGAUCCCCAUUCGCUGGACAGCUCCAGAGGCAAUAGCAUACAGGAAGUUCACCUCAGCUAGCGAUGUGUGGAGUUUUGGCAUCGUCAUGUGGGAGGUCAUGGCCUUUGGCGAAAGGCCUUACUGGGACAUGAGUAACCAUGAGGUGAUGAAGGCUAUCAAUGAGGCUUUUAGACUGCCGGCGCCGAUGGACUGUCCCUCAACCGUUUACCAGCUGAUGCUGCAGUGCUGGCUCCAGGAUCGCUCCAAGAGGCCGCGAUUUGGAGACAUCGUCAGCCUGCUGGACAAGCUGCUGCGGAGCCCAGACUCUCUGAAGACCAUUGCAGACUUUGACCCACGCGUAUCCAUCCGUCUGCCCAGCACCAGCGGCUCGGACGGUUCCCCCUUCAGGUCGGUUUCUGAGUGGCUGGAGUCUAUCAAGAUGAGUCAGUACAGUGAGAACUUCAACUGCGCUGGGGUUGUCACCAUGGAUCAGGUCCUGCAGAUGAAGAACGAAGAUAUUAAGAACAUUGGGGUGAGGCUGCCUGGCCAUUUGAAAAGAAUUGCCUACAGCAUCUUGGGUUUAAAGGACCAGACCAGCACCCUGAGCGUGUUUGCGGUGUGAUCCUGACAACAAAGGGAAUUAAAUUCGGGCACUGAAGCAGGCAGCCCUUUGAACUCUAAGCUGAGCUGGAGCGAAACUGCAGGGACGGCUUUGGACGGCAGGACCAAGAGAACUGUGCCAUCCUUUGGGGCCGACUAUAUCAGACUGACUUACUGUACAUUUUUGAUUGCUUCAUCUUCAUUCACACGGGAAUUGAACAAAUAUACAACAGUAGAUGUAUCAAGUAGACUGUAUAUUUAGAUAUCUAUUUUUAUUAUCCAUGUCUUAUAUAGAUACAAUUCAUUGCUCAUACAUUUUUUUCUUCAUUUCACAUUCUUGCUUCAUAAAAAUCAACAAUCAAGCCAGAACGGCUUCAACUUUACAAAAUUGCACCCUGACCUUGUAGCAUCCAGUAUCAAACAAACAAGGGAAGCACAGUAAGUGUGAUAGGAUGAGAGCAGUGGAGUCCAGUCCUGGCUCAGGUUGUGGUUGGUGCAGACCCGCAUGGCGUCUCCCUUUAAUGGGCACUUUGGUCCAUUUCCUGUUAGGCCAGUAAGGUUGGCGUGUUGAGAGGGCUGAAAUGAGCUUGAGUUGGCCCAAAAUUAAAGACGGUGUUGCUUAGGUGUAUAAACACAGAUGGACCUGGUGUUGUUUCUGGCCUUCUACUGGUUCCGUGCAGAAAUUAAGCUAUAAUUAUAGAAGUGAUGUUGUAUGAAAAAAAAAAAUAGAUAUAUAUGAGGUACUCUGUGUGUACAGAUUAACUUUUUUUGUUUCUUUGUGUUUGGGCAAUUACCAAAAACAUUGGAUUUAAAACUUAUAAUGUAGCACUUGGAUCAAGAAUCUCAUUGUCUUGGUUUGUCUCAGAAUUGCAAGAAAAAGGCGAUCACACAAAAUCCUGAACAAAAAGAGAUGGUAUCGAAGUGAGAAAUUGUGUGAAUGAAAUAAGUUUCAAUUAGAAUGCAAUACAUCUGUUUGUAGCACGGCAGUAAUGAAGAGGAAGAGGGUGAAGUUUGCCAAAAUGCAAAUGCCCCGGAAAAAAAAAAGAUUUAAUGAUGAUGAGUCUUGUUGUGGUUGAGAUGAUUUCAUACUAAAUAAUAAUUUGGUUUGCAAUUUCAAUGUGUCAUUUAGUUUUGUAGAGCUAUACAAAUAUUCAUUCAUAUUUUUGUUGGUUUGAGUAACAUGUUGACGGGAUGAAACUAUAUGCUUUGACAAUUAAGUGCUCGACUCGUUCCAGACAUUCGAAGACAUUUUAAAGUGCCUGUUUGUGGAACAUUAGCGGGAGUUUGCUUCUAUCUGUUUUAAUGAAGCAGCUCUUCAGUGUAGUGGGAAGUGUAUAGUGGACAGUUUUCCCAGUGCUCUUAAUUGAUGACUGCAAAUCAUUGUGUUACUGAUGUACACCUUCCUUUACUUGAAUAUUUACUUUAUUGUCUAAUGUAUCUAUGAUUCUGUUGUAGCUGAUAGAUCCAUCUUUGGAAAAGGGAUUAUUUUGUUAUUACUCUGGUUUACUGGUUGCAAUUACAUUUUGUACAUUUUGUAUGAUUUCACUCUUUACCAUAUUACCAAACUGAUUAUUUUUCUAAGUUCCCAUCACUUUUCAAAACAAUGUCUCCUACUUUUGCUGCCUUUCCAAACAUUUUGAGAGUUCAUUCAUCAAAGAGCAAACUCCUUCCUUUUUGCCUAUUGUUUUAUACUGUAUUUAAUAGCCUAUUUAUUUUUUACUUUUAUUUAUUUAUGCUGAUAAACACUGAGCUGGGAUUAUAAUUGAAGGUUGUUCUCUCAUUCUCAAUAAUAAAAAAGCUCUAAUGUCCCUCCUUUUAUUCCUGAAUUAUUCAAACCUGAGUUUGCCUUCAUUGCAUUUGUGCAGCAAUAAAGUCUUGAAUUGAA
Messenger RNA from Siniperca chuatsi (mandarin fish), 4945 nucleotides. RefSeq names its product eph receptor A2 b (gene epha2b). Gene Ontology annotation, cellular component: neuron projection; plasma membrane. Gene Ontology annotation, molecular function: protein binding; ATP binding; transmembrane-ephrin receptor activity. NCBI's taxonomy places the organism in Eukaryota, Metazoa, Chordata, Actinopteri, Centrarchiformes, Sinipercidae. Gene Ontology annotation, biological process: cell surface receptor protein tyrosine kinase signaling pathway; protein phosphorylation; axon guidance. The coding region runs from base 2 to 3082 and encodes 1026 amino acids. The record is from RefSeq and is a predicted model, not a curated record. The transcript has 17 exons.